AUGGCAGAGAAAAUUACAGGUCAAAACAGGUUAUUCGAAGAAAACGAAGAUCUACUACAAUUGUUCGAGAAAUUUCAAGAAAUUGGCUCAAAACACGAGCUGACGACCUCAGCAGAGCUGGCAGAACAUGCGACCAAGGUCAUGCACACACUGGAUGAAGGUAUCAAGAGUUUAGGAGACGUCAACGCAUUUUUCGCUUAUGUGAGACACGUUGGAGCUACCCACCAUCAGGUUCCAGGUUUUAAGGCUGAAUAUUUUUGGAAAAUCGAGCAACCCUUUUUAGAAGCAGCGAAGACAACCCUAGGUGACCGAUACACGGACAAUAUCGAGAACAUAUACAUCCUGACAAUUAGAUUCAUAUUAGAAAACCUGGUCAUCGGGUACGAAGAAUCUAGCCAGAAACCUGUCAAGACACAGACUUGA
Messenger RNA from Hyposmocoma kahamanoa, 423 nucleotides. RefSeq lists its product as uncharacterized. The transcript is spliced from 3 exons. Lineage: Eukaryota; Metazoa; Arthropoda; Insecta; Lepidoptera; Cosmopterigidae. Bases 1 to 423 code for a protein of 140 amino acids. The record is from RefSeq and is a predicted model, not a curated record. Gene Ontology annotation, molecular function: oxygen binding; heme binding.